This is a messenger RNA of Oppiella nova, 1488 nucleotides long. NCBI's taxonomy places the organism in Eukaryota, Metazoa, Arthropoda, Arachnida, Sarcoptiformes, Oppiidae. The record is from the annotation of a GenBank genome assembly.
AUGACCAGGACUAUGUGUAAACAAUGUAGAUUUACUAAAUGCUUAGCCAUCGGAAUGAAACCAGAAUUAAUACGAAGUACUGAAGAAAACCAAAUGAGACAACAAUUGAUUGAAGAAAAUAAGGCUAAACAACGAGAGAUAUAUGAAAAAAGUGUUGAUUCUGUGGAUCUGUUACCGGAAUCUAAAGGGUUGACCACAGCUUCCCCUCGAAGUGAAGUGUUGAACGGAUUCUUGAAUGACUUAAUUGAAAAUACAGUGAAUAUUAGUGAUGAAGAGAUUACUAAUCAGAUAAAAGACAUUGAGAGUAGUGUAAUGUCUGAGAUCAGUAGUGUCACUGAAGUUGCAGCUCCAGAUCCUCAACUAGUGAUCGCACCGCUAUUCCCAGUGAUCAGCAAUUAUCACUCGUGGAACCAAUUGGAGUCAAUCCGUAUAAAAGAACUGUUGAACGCCUCGAAACUUCUUGACUAUCCGUUGAGUGAAAAUAUACUCAAAGUCCAUACGUUUAAAGAUAUGGUUCGCGAGUUUGAAUACAGUAUGGAAAACAUUAUUAAAGAUAUGAUCGGUUUUACCAAACGUUUGAAUGGAUUCAAGAGCUUCUGUUCGGACGAUCGGUGGACUCUCAUGAAGAAUGGAUGCAUUGAAAUGAUUAUAUUGAGACUAUCGCUGAGUUAUAAUGACGAGGGUCAGACUUUCUGGGUGCAUGUGAUUGGGAAUUUGACCGCUAUAGUACUUUACAAUCCUAAUCAUCCAAAUCUCAAACAUAAACAAAAAGUGAAUAUAUUGAACAGCCGUAAUUUCGCGGCAAAUGCUUGCGAGUCGUGUAAAGCAUUUUUCCGACGAGUGGUUCGUCUCAAUAAACAAUACGAGUGUCCGUCAAAUGGUAAAUGUGUGAUCAGUAUCACGACUAGGACUACGUGUAAACAGUGUCGACUCAAUAAAUGUUUAGCCGUCGGAAUGAAACGGGAAUUCAUACGAAGUGAUGAUGAAAACAAAAUGAGGCGACAAUUGAUUGCUGAAAAUAAAGCUAAACGACGAGAAAAAUACGAUAAAAGUGUGAAUAGUGUGGACACCCCUCCCGAGUUAACCAUACCUUACCCUCAGACUGAAGACAUCAAUGAAUUCUUAAACGACUUAUUUGUAAAUACAGUCAAUACUAGUGAUGAGGAGAUUAACAAACAGACAACAGAUAAUAAUGUAAUGUUAGAGGCAAGUAGUAUCCCAGAAAUAGCACCACAAGACUCUCAAGAACUAGCGAUCGCACCGGUAUUCCCAGUGAUCAACGAUUAUCACUCGUGGAACCAAUUGGAGUCAAUCCGUGUGAGAGAACUGUUGAGUGCAUCCGAUGUCACUGAAGACCCGUUGAGUAAACAUGACUUAACAGUCCAUACAUUUAAGCAAAAAAUAUGUGCGACUGAAACCCGAAUGGAGGACUGGAUUAAAGAUAUGAUAGGUUUCACCAAAAGUCUCAAUGGAUUCAAGAGGUUCUGA